This is a messenger RNA of Musca domestica (house fly), 1933 nucleotides long. It is a transcript of the gene Prdm13, whose product is annotated as sal-like protein 1. The coding region runs from base 166 to 1782 and encodes 538 amino acids. The transcript has a single exon. The record is from RefSeq and is a predicted model, not a curated record. Gene Ontology annotation, cellular component: nucleus. NCBI's taxonomy places the organism in Eukaryota, Metazoa, Arthropoda, Insecta, Diptera, Muscidae.
AAAAUUCUGAUUGCGAACACGUGGUACUUGCCGGCUCUGCCGCCGCAUCGCAUCCAUAUAAAAGCAAAAGGACAUUUCCAAUUGGAGUUCAGAAUCAAGUUAGACAUCGAACGUGCAACAUCAUCAUCAGACAGCCAACCGCCCAGAGCAUAAGUUCAUCGAAAUAUGCUUCCGGUAUUGCCAACCUCACAUAGCAUAGUACAGCAACAACAGAAUCAUCAUUUAGUGGAUAAUAGCCGAGGCAGCAGUCGUCAAAGUCCCACACCGAGUAGUCCAAAUAAGCGUAGCUCCAGUAUGAUAUUCCGCAUUGAACAUUUAUUGCCUCAAACGGCCAACACAACAGUUCCGGGGUCAUCAUCAUCGCCACCGGCAGCACCUACAUCUCCCGCAGCUGCAACACGGGAGAAAAAUGGCAGUCCCUCAGCCUCCAGCUCACCCAAAAAAUCGAAAAUCAUUCGAGCUGGAGUCCAUGUGACCCAGUUAAUACCCAAGGAUACCACAUCGAUUUUAAUUGACAGUCAUGCCCUCCUCACUGCCAGCCACCCAGAAAUGGCCAACAAUGAGCCACUGGCACGUGCCUAUUGUUCGCUAUCGCCCAAGGGAGAUGUUCUCAUUCUGAAUGCCUCCAUAAUGCGUAAAAUUAAGCUCUCCGAGGAUAUCCAUAGCUACAAUGCCCUCUUCGAGUUGCACAAUGGACAGGUGCAAUUGCGUGUGGUACGUGAUGUGCAACGUGAUGAGGAGAUUGUGGCCUGGUUUGGUGAGGAGCUAACCCUGCUCAUGGCCAUUCCUUUUCUCACCCCUCUGAAUAUUCAAGGUAACAAUAGGUAUAUGUGUCACUGGUGCCAUUUGACCUUUGAGACACCGAAUCCUCUAAAAAUACACCUGGCCUUGGGUUGUGGACGUCACAACAUUGAUGUUCUAUGGAUACGCCUACACUAUGCCCUCAAGGCCAAGCAAUAUAGUCAGCAACUUUUUACACUGCCCUUGGUGGGUAAUGCCACAACGGCACGGAGUUCACCACACAUGAUUAGUUCCGGCAGCACCACAACGACAACAACAACGGCGAACAUUAGUGUGCCUCAAUCCUCUACAAGUUCCAUGCGCAGCCUAUCGCCCUCAUACUCACCACCUGGUCCAGCACAAACAUCAUGCUCAUCACCACCGCCCAGAUUUUCCGCCUUCAAGCCAAUUUCGUUGGCCACACCAGCUGGCGGCCGAGCCAACGCCCCACAUCCAGCCACCUCAUUGCCCGUAUCCCUGGCCACAGCUCUCAGUGGUCAGCCACAUCUACACACCUCCACGCCAGCACCGCAUAUGUCAUUCCUGCCCACCUUUUCAACGGCCGGUUUUCCUCACAUGAGUCUGCUACACCCGCCCCCCAGUACAAAUCCCCUUAAUGCCGCCGCUCAAAUCGAGGCCAUUGUCAGUAAUAUGGGUGCCUCCAAACAGGGUCAUCUCUGUAUCUAUUGUGGCAAAAUGUAUUCCCGCAAAUAUGGUUUGAAAAUUCACAUACGCACUCAUACCGGGUUCAAACCGCUCAAGUGUAAAUAUUGCCUAAGGCCUUUUGGCGAUCCAAGUAAUCUGAAUAAACACAUUCGUUUACAUUUACAAACGUCAUCGUCGGGACAUGGGGGACAAGGCACGCCAGGAUCGGAGGUAUAUCAAUGUACUUUGUGUCACAAAACAUUUGCCCGAAGGCGGGAUCUACAGAAACAUGUGGAAAAUCGCCAUGGGGAGGCCCAUGCGGCCGAGAGUAAAAUGGAAACUGGUCACACGGAUUAGGCGGUCUUCAAAAUUACCUAACAUAUACUAAAUACAGGAACAUAUUACCUCAUUCCCAGGGGCCAAAACGAUCUCAAAGAACCAAAUGUGAUACUAGUUUUAAGGCACACACACACAUUUAUUAGAAAUACAUUCACCACUACAUACAUAC